ACACGCUCACGCCCACUUCAUAGAUAAGCCUAUAAAUUCCCACACGUUUCAUCUCCCGCUUCCAUUCCCAAAUAAUUUUAACAUAACCCCAAAAGAGAAAAAAAGAAGAAAAGCUCCAUCACCUAGGGUUUCUGUUUUUUUUUUUUUUUCCCUCUUUAUCUCUGUCAUCAAUCAAUCAUGACAGGCAAAGCCAAGCCCAAAAAGCACACGGCCAAGGAAGUCGCGGUCAAGAUCGACGCGGCCACAACCAACCGAGGAGGUGGCAAGGCCGGAUUAGUUGACCGUACGGCGAGGGACAAGGGUGGACAUGCCAAGUUUGAGUGUCCUCAUUGCAAAACUACGGCUCCAGAUUUGAAGUCGAUGCAGAUUCAUCAUGAUGCUAAACAUCCGAAGAUUCCCUUUGAAGAGUCAAAGCUUGUGAAUCUUCAUGCUGGUUAUGUGGCUGAAUCUUCCAAACCUCGUCCUGGUGUUAGAGGCAGCUUUAAAAAGUGAAAAAAAAUGUUUAGGUUAACAUUUGGUGUUUUGCAGAUAUCUUGGGAUCUGGGUUUGAUUCUUCUUUCCUUUUUCCUUUUAAUUGUUUGUUAUGGUAGUAGUAAUGGAGAUGAGAAAGAGAAAGGGGGUUUGGGUGAAAAAAGAUUGGAUUGUUUUCGAAGUCCUACUUUGAUUAUGUAUGACGAUGACGGUGUAUAUCAACCCUUCUUGAUGAUGAUUCUGUUCUUGUAUUAGUAUAUGCUUGUUUUUAAUGUAUGAGUUUGUAUUGAUAGUUUAAGAACUUGUUUCUUGCAAACAUUUAAAUGUGAUUGCUUUGUUAACUUUGAUGGACUGUAAUUUCUUUUAGAGA
Messenger RNA from Durio zibethinus, 841 nucleotides. Lineage: Eukaryota; Viridiplantae; Streptophyta; Magnoliopsida; Malvales; Malvaceae. The record is from RefSeq and is a predicted model, not a curated record.